This is a messenger RNA of Eufriesea mexicana, 4397 nucleotides long. RefSeq names its product extracellular serine/threonine protein CG31145. The coding region runs from base 1589 to 3130 and encodes 513 amino acids. Gene Ontology annotation, cellular component: Golgi apparatus. The transcript is spliced from 9 exons. Gene Ontology annotation, molecular function: protein serine/threonine kinase activity. The record is from RefSeq and is a predicted model, not a curated record. Gene Ontology annotation, biological process: protein phosphorylation. Lineage: Eukaryota; Metazoa; Arthropoda; Insecta; Hymenoptera; Apidae.
AGAUCGGCGAUUCAGGGCACGACGGAACGCCGGCAGGAUCAAGCAGAGCCUGAGCGAUCGCGUGCAGCCGUCCGCGAACUCGGAGAGGCCUAGGUUCAAGUUCGGUUUCAGGGAGAAGGCGAGGAAGCCCGGCGAGGAGAGCCUCGACACUGGCGACCCCAAGGCCCUCGCGGAGCAAGGACAAGCUCGCGCCAAGUUGCACAAGAGCGACUCGUUCCUGAAAAGAUUCGUCAGAAGCUCGAAGGACAAUAUAGCCGAAGGCUGCGAGAGGUUGGUGAGGAAUAUUCAAAAGAGCCCGCUGGUUCUGCGGAAAAAGUUCCUGCCUAACGACGAGCAGAGACCAGAGCCGCCGGUCCGCAGAAAGAAGUCGAAGAAGAAACCGCCGGAAGUCGACUGCGUGGGUAAAGAGUCUUUCAAAAGUUUCUAUCCCGACGAGUCCACCGACAUCCGCGUCUCCGUCGUCUGUCCCACCGCGGAGCUGAUCGAGGACGAUUUCUUGCUGGUGCACAAGGAACCCCAGGUCCAAGGGAACAAUCACGAGCCUCCACCUAGCCACGCUUCCUCCAACAGGAUCUCGGUGAUUCGCUCGAUCGACGACGAGGAUUCGUCUAAAAGCGUCUCGGUGGAGGACGUCGAGGAACUCAUUCGAACGGAGGACAAUCUGAGGCUGCUGGAGCAACGCGUGCUCGUUAGGAGACGCUUGGAAAAGUCUACGAAGCUUCUACAGGCUCUUCAACCUUGUCAGAGGAGGUCCUGGAGCGAGGAGAGCCUGUUCCACGCGAUCGAGCAGGUCCACCACAAGUUCCAGGUAGGCUUCCCGAUCUCGAAGAUCUCCAUAGACUCCGUGGCAGUUGACUGCUCGCCCAUCGCUCACAGGAGGUACGCGAGGUCCGCGUGCAACCAGCGGAGACCCGCCUGGGAGCAGUCAAGGUCGCCGGAGUGGCGGAAGAAGGUAGAGUGGCGAUCGUGGAAAGCGAAACGGUCGCCUCCGCCGGACGACUGGCAAGUUCAGAGGUCGUCGAGGCUCGAGUGGAGCGGCGAUAACGGGGACGGGUCAGCCGAUAAGCUCGUCCCGGCAAGGAAGUCGCGAAUACGAGGCGACCAAGUGCACGCGCGACCCACGGCUACGUCGCACGUAAAAUGCAAACUCGCCAAUUUCGCGACCAGCGGUGGGGACGACGCGGCGGAGACGCGAGACCGCGAGCCUGCGGAAGAGCAAAGUAAACAGCGACUAGUCGCCAACAGGCUGGACGAGAACUCGAGCUACGGUCAGCCGACUGUUCGUCACCCCUCGACGCCCGUUCACGAGCCGUCCCACGGAUCACGUGUCUGUCCCGGUCUCCGUAUAGAGUCUACCUCGGUGAACGAUGCUCUCGGUGACUCGGAUCUCGUGACAAUCCGCGUGAACCUCGGCGAAUUGGAUCACGUCGACGACGACCACGAUGCUCGGCAACCUGGCCGUUCGUUGAUCGCCACUGAUCCAACUCCCGGGAAGACUCGGAGCAAGGGUCAAGCACGACCCCCGACGAAGAAGAAGAGGGUGAAGUCUAAAGAGUGCAAGGUCGUUCAGGGUUGGAACGAGGGAAAGAUGAGGUUCACCAUCAGGAUGAUAAGAAUCCGCGACAAACUGAUGCUCGGUCUGAGCGCGUUCGCGAUAUUGUUUACUAUUCUGUUGGUGAUGGACCUUCAGAUGGACUUGGGGUACAGCGGGCAUCAUUUGGUGCCUAGCCACGGUCGCGUGCGAGUCGGCGACGACCCCAACACCGACACUAUUUACAACAACUUUCGACGGAAGUUCUUGCAGAGACUGAACGCCAGCAAGGAGCAGAGCAGCGGGGACGUGUCGGGCACGACGCAGAACAGUGCCAAGGAGAGUGGUAGCGAGGCUAGAGACUCGAGGACCGAGAAGACCGAGGUGCACGACAGCUUCCCCGAUUUAGUGGAUAUCGUGGUGAAGAGUUACGGUGUUAGUGUGUACGAAGGAGUGGCUAGGAUCAGCGGCGAGGAUCACUCGUACAACCCCACGCUAGGCGAGCUGAAGAAAGUCAGCCCACGGAAGAACAGUUCGACCCUGGAGAAGUUCCAUCUGCAGAUAUCCAGGACCGAACUGUACCCGGAGAACUCCAAGUACGUGGACCAAUUGUUGCACGAAAUCGCCACGAAGCCUGUCGUCCAUGUCGUCCAGAAGGAGGGUGGCACACAGCUGAAGCUGCAGAUCAAUUUCUCCAACAUGCAGGCGCUCUUCAAGCCCAUGAGGUUUCCACGGGAACAGCAAACUCUGCCGAAUCACUUCUACUUCACCGACUUCGAGAGGCACACAGCCGAGAUCGCUGCGUUUCAUCUAGACAGGCUGCUGGGAUUCCGGAGGGCGAUGCCAGUCACUGGCAGAACGUUGAACCUAACGACAGAGAUUUAUCAGAUCGCCGACGGCGAGCUGCUGAAGACGUUCUUCGUCAGCCCCGCCGGUAAUAUCUGCUUCCACGGCAAGUGCAGUUAUUACUGCGAUACGGCGCACGCGAUUUGCGGAAAUCCGGACACCCUUGAAGGGAGCUUCGCCGCGUUCUUGCCGGAUAAAUCUUUCGUCGCGAGGAAGGCCUGGCGACACCCCUGGCGCAGGAGUUAUCACAAGAGGAAGAAAGCUCAGUGGGAGCACGAUUCCGAUUACUGUUCCCUCGUGAAGGAAAUUCCACCCUACCACGAGGGCCGAAGAUUGCUCGAUCUGAUGGACAUGGCCGUCCUGGACUUCCUUAUGGGGAACAUGGACAGGCACCAUUACGAGACGUUCAAGAUUUUCGGCAACAACACGUUCCCCCUGCACUUGGACCACGGCAGGGGGUUCGGCAGGCCCUUCCACGACGAGAUCUCCAUCCUCGCACCCAUUUUGCAGUGCUGCAUGAUCAGACAGAACACCCUCAGCACGCUUCUAAAAUUUCACAACGGACCAGUACCCCUGAGCUCGACGUUACGGAGAAGCAUGGCGAAGGACCCUGUGGCGCCGGUUCUAUGGGAACCUCAUCUGACAGCCCUCGACAGGAGGGUGCGCGUGAUACUUCAAGCGAUCAGAGACUGCGUGAAUCGCGAGGACUCGAGUCAAGUCGUCCACGAGAAGCCGGAAGACGCCGCAUCCUAGCCGUUUCCUGGACUCGUGAUGAAACAAGCGUCCUGAUUACACGGAGAUAAAGAACCGAGACUCUAACUCUAUUGGGUGUAGUUUAUUGUAAAAAGCAUAUGUAAAAACGCGCGUGUAAAAAUGACCAGCGAUGAACGUUCGAAUAUCGACAGGAGCGUAGAUGGUGAUACGCUUUGUGGGAGAUACCUCUCGUUAAGUGAAUUUCUUUUUUUUUUUUCUUUGUCGUUUGGGAUAUCGUUAAUCGUUGUUUGGAGGAUGAAAGUUAAUCGACGAACACCGAGCUUCGAUCCGUUUUAUUAAAUUUUUACGAAAUCGUUACUCGUCUCCCCGCGCAGGAUAACGUUAUCCUCGUCUUGUAUUCCCCCCUUCUUUGCCUUUUAUUUCGAUGAAACUUGUACAAAGAGACUGUACAUAGUGUAUGUAUGAUGAGUAACUCACGAGAACGGUUUUAAGACGAGAAAUGCGUGGAAUGCCCUGCUUUCUGUGUACAUAAGAUUAAAAACUAAAUCGAUAUCGCUUUUCAGGGCCGGAAUAUUUGCGAGACCGCGUUUCAUCGUUGAAAACGACAAAGCGUGCUGUAUCAUCGGCCAACAUUCUUUAGGCAGGAUCCAUAGAUCGUUCCUCAACGAUGAAACUCGUCGAAAGUUCACGAUUUAUCGCAGAGUUUAUCGUUUCCCUGGCGAGACGAGCGAUUUUCUCAGCCACAGUUCCUCGCGAUAACACGAAAUACACUUACUGCUCGACGAUCUAGCGUCGGACUUUUUUACGAGAAUCCAGUUUUCACCUGCGGAGAAAAGUUGCGUGCAAGGUCGAGUGUGUUCACCGUGACAAACGCUGCGCGUGUGUGUCCGUGGCGGGCGUCUUUUUUAAAGUGUGCUUUUCAUACGCAUGUACCUCUGUGAACGUUUCCAAAGUGCACCUGUACUCGUAAGUGUUUAUUUUUUUUCUCCUUUUUGAGCAAUGAGGAAAAGAAAAGAAAGCUCUGUUGAACAAUGCUCGAUGUAUUUUUCAUUGGAACGAAUUUAGGUGCGAAGAACCAGCGCGAUACAUCCCUUUUCCUCGAUACUUCCAUCUCUAUGCUGGUCCUGUCACGAUGAUCCUCGCUGCGAGCGUGGAUCCACGACGUCCUGAUCCUCGAAUGGAGAACCCCGUUACCCUGCUCGGCCAACUUUAUUUCUCUUGCAACCACUUGCCCCGGACAAAGUGAGGUUUAAUAAUAUUACCGAUCAAACUAUGACUUCCCUGCCGCACCCUCCAUCGCACCGCA